CCAAAAAACUAUAAGCUCCAUCUUCUCUUGAUUUAGGGUUCGAUUUCGAAAGCGCGGAUGCUAAAAGACGUCUGAUUUGCUAGUCCUAAGUUUUACAGUUCUUUAUCCAUGGAAAUCACCGGAUUUUUCAGUCGUUUUGCCGAUCAUCUGAAGCAUUUCAUACUACUAUCCUAACCCUCAAGAUUUCAGUUCGGACUUCGGAGAACACUGUCCUUACAAGUUCACCUCCCGCAAUGGAGUCUGAAAACGGGGUUGUCUUGGAGCAUGCAAAUGAUGUCAUGGAUAUAACUCCCGUAGUGGAAAGUUCCGCUUUGAAUGUAAACAAAGAGAACGAGAAUGCAGACAACGUUGCAGAUGUUUCGCAAAUGAAUGGCAUCUCUGAAAAUUUAUCAGAAGUUGAUGCCGUUGAUUCUUCUGGUGCUGAGGCUCAAGCUGCCAUGGCUGUGGCCGGAAGUAAAGGGUCGAAUCCUUCUAAGAAAGCUGGAUCUGGUCGCAAUGAUGGUUUGAAAAAGAAUAAAAUCUCCAAGGAUCAAGCAAGCCUUAAGGCUCCAAUAACAGUUUCUCGGACCCAGAGGCCAAGACUUUCUCAGAGUCUUUCAUUCCCAGCGAGGGGAAUUCUCGCAAACGGUUCGAAGAAGAUCACCGAUGGCAAGCCGGUGAAAACCAAUGCAAAACACACCGAAGCAAAUGGUACUGUUAGUGGGCCUUCUUCGAGGCGGACUACUUUAGCGUCUGUGCCUAGCAUUCGACAAUCCCUGGUUGGAAAGUCCAGUUUGGUGAACAAAUCUCUCAAUGAUCCACCAUCCAAAGACUCUCAAUCACAUGAUCAAAACAAAAAAGUGGCAGCAAAAGCACUGUCUGUUAAAGAUGAUGAGGAUACACGAUCAAGUAGCUCCACUCCUCGUUCUCAACGGAGGAUCAGUGGUUCUGGAUUUAACUUCAGGUUGGAUGAGCGUGCUGAGAAAAGGAAAGAGUUCUUUUCGAAGCUAGAAGAGAAGACUCACGUGAAGGAAGUAGAAAGAACUAACUUGCAGGCAAAAACAAAGGAGAGCCAAGAGGCAGAGAUCAAGCAACUUAGGAAGAGCUUGACAUUUAAAGCUGCACCAAUGCCAAAUUUCUACAAAGAACCUCCUCCAAAGAUUGAACUGAAGAAGAUACCAACCACACGUCCAAUUUCACCAAAGCUUGGAAGACACAAAAGCUCCAGUACUGCUGCAGAAAAUUCCUUGGAAGUUGGUGGAACUUGUCGGAGCCCGCGUCCAAGCUUGGACCACAAUAAGUUAGCCAAAGGAGAGCAGGAAAACCACAGUGGAGAUUCUGUUGCUUCAAAGAAGCCUCUUAGAAAAUCCCUCUCCAAGCUCUCAUCUCAGAAAUCCAUGAAGUCUACAGAAAAGCCUCUGAAGUUGAAAGCAAAGACCACAGAUGUUGGAAAUGUAAACCAUAAUGAAGAAACCCAAGAAAACCAAGACAAAUCUCUUGACUGUGUUGACUCUGAAGCAAGGACUGAAGUCGAGUGUGAUAAGAACCCCACAGAGAAAGACGAGACAAUCAACUUACCUGAACCUGAAAUUACUUCUGAAGAAGUUGGUGUCAAAGGUUAAAGGUGUGAUCUCUGUUCCGAUUCUGUUUUGUCCUAGGUGUUUGUGAAUAGUAAAGGUAUGUCAUUCUAUAUUGUUGUUUUUUGACAGGUUGAAGUAAAUAGUCAGGUGUUUUCUUUUACGUUCUACCUUUUAGCAGACAUUGGUUAGAAAUGUGUAAAGGGUUUCCUUUUUUUUCUUUUCCCUUUAUUUCUCCUCUUAAUUCAAGGCUUUCCAAUGAAAACAACAUUUAUAUAUUUUAUUCUUUCAAUUAAAUGUGCAAGUUGUCAUUCAUGUGAA
Molecule: messenger RNA, 1877 nt
Organism: Telopea speciosissima
Lineage: Eukaryota; Viridiplantae; Streptophyta; Magnoliopsida; Proteales; Proteaceae
Product: protein WVD2-like 4
Exons: 9
Coding region: 234-1601 (455 amino acids)
Molecular function (GO): microtubule binding
Source: RefSeq, a predicted model, not a curated record